Messenger RNA from Leptidea sinapis, 7071 nucleotides. RefSeq names its product WASH complex subunit 2 (gene FAM21). The coding region runs from base 143 to 3922 and encodes 1259 amino acids. The transcript has 12 exons. The record is from RefSeq and is a predicted model, not a curated record. Lineage: Eukaryota; Metazoa; Arthropoda; Insecta; Lepidoptera; Pieridae.
UUUAGAUAGGUAAUAACAUAAUAAGGUCACAAGUCUAUAUUUCAUAUGAAUUAAUAUAUCAAUAAUUUUAUUGUAAUUUAUAUAAUAUGAAAUAGUAAUUAAAAAACUUAAUUCCCAAUGAUUAAAAUUUUGUGCUGUAACUAUGGAUAAAGAACUUGAUAGCCUGCGAGCAGCAGCUCCAUCAUGGAGUUUGGCUGGAGACAAACAGCUCUUAGAGUUGUUGAAUAAUUUCCACAAGAAAAUAAUAUCAAAAUGUGAAGAAGUCAAUACAAAGAUUGAUGGAAUGGUGAACGCAUUAGAUACAGCAAGCAUUGACCUGCAGAAUGUCAAUAAUAAAUUUAUGGCGUUAAGCAAUAGUCAGUUCAUUGAGAGCAGAGUUUACGAUGACGAUAUGGUACCAGAUGCAACCACAGAGGAAGUCCCAAAACAAGUUCAGCCGGUGGACGAAUUUUCGAAGAUGCAGCAGUGUCUGAAUGUAUUUGAGGCGAUGCAUGACAGCGUGAUGAUCCUUGACUCGGACAGCUCUGAUGAUGAUGACGAUGAAGGCAGAUUAGUGUUGAAACCCAAGGACCUUUAUUCUGACAGGCCGUUGCCUUACAUUAUUGGCUCACAAUCUUGGAAAAAUAAAUGGCACGCAGGCUUAGUGGUGGAAGACAGCGACAGUGAUAGUUCGGUAUCAAAACCGCCCGGGCCGUCCGAGGAAUAUUCUGAAUCGGAGCCGGAAAUUGUCGACACACACACAGAUAAACACUUCGAUAGACAAUUGACGGUUUCGGGGUCCAACACGAGUGUGGAAACAAAUCCAGUUGUUCAAGCCCAGCCGGCGGAUAUUGCAGCCGAAUUGGCUAGGCGACUUGGCGGCGAAUAUAUACCCUCACAACAUGCUGUGACAGAAGUGAUAACACCAACGGAGCCUAUUGUCAGAAAAACUUACCGAGCCGAACCAACCAGAGCGACGAUAUUUCCAAAUGAACCACCGCCUCUUGACUGUGAAGAGCAAGACAGCAAUAGUGACGACGACAUAUUUGCAACGCUCCAUAAGAAACCUUACGUGUAUGAACAUAAGGUUGAGGAUCGCUCGAGUGUGGUAGAAGAGUUGUUCGGGAGUCUUUCGAGCGAGAAAAUAGAGGAUAUGGUGAAGGUCAAGGUGAGAGAUGAACAAAUAUUCAAUAACAACAAUGAAACGAACAGAGCAACGAAUGAAAUUGAAGACCACGAUAAAAAUGAAAACGUCAAGAAACCAGUUGGCGGCAUUUCUUUGUUUGGAUCUAACAAAAAUUCAGAUAGUAUCGGAGCUGCUAUUUUGAAGCGUCACCAACGUAAGUCGAGCACGGAUGACGAAGACUUCACUGAAACACCGAAAGUUUGUGUUGAAGCUGAUAAAUCCGCACCGAAACCAAGUGCAACAGCCAAAAAUAUUAUCGAAGAUAUAUUCGCUAAACCAAAGACAGUUCCAGUCAAAGCAAUGUUACCUAAAGUUGAACCAAAUGCUAAAGAAGUCAACGUAAAAAAACCCAAAGUAGAUCUGUUUAAGGAUGAUUUAUUUGAUGAUUUUGAAGAUCUCUUUACUAGCAAAGUACUAAGUAUUAAUACCACACAAAAGUCUGUGGAUAUUUCCAGCGGCACAACGAAUAAAACUUCGAAAUAUAAUGCAAAGAGUAUGUUCGAUAGUGACGACGAAUUGUUUAGUGAUGUAAUUCCCAAAAAAGAUGUUGAAAGUAGUGAUAUAACAAAAACUAAUAAAAAAGUUAAAACAAGUGAAAAUAAGGAUAAAAGCAUUUCUGAUGAUGAUUCUAAUGAUGAAUUAUUUGAUAGUGAAAGUAAAUCAAAAAAAAUACUGGAGAAAGAGUUCUCUAAUAUAAAUGAUAUUUUUAAUGGUAGCGAUGAUGAUUUAUUUUUUGAUAAGCCUGAUAAAGUUUGUCGUGAAAAUAAGAAGUUGCCACCAAAAACAAGCAUUUUCGAUGAUGAAAGUGACGAUGACGGGUUCACCAGUAUUACGAAUACAAAUAAUGAAAAUAAACAAAAUAAUGGUGCAAUCAAGAAAGUUUCUACACCACUUGUAAAUGUGAAAGGUGAGGCGAAUGCUUGUUCUCGUAUCAUUGAUGGUGAUCCAAACAAAUUUAAUGAAGAAAUUCCAAUAAAUAAAAGUCCCAUACUAUUUGACAGUACAGAAACAGAAGUAUCAAGUAAUAUAGGUAUUGUUAGUAAGCAAUCAACAGCAGUAAAUGUAGCAUUAAAUACAGCUACAAAUGUAAAAAUAGAAGAAGAAAAAAAUGAAUCAAAAACAGACGUAAACUCAAGACUGUUUUCCGACGUAAGUAUGUCUCAUAACGAAAAACAGAGUCCAUCAAUAUUUGAUGAUGAUGAACUCUGGCCAGAAACAGUUUUAAAUGAGGAAAUCGUAAAACCUGGAACAAUUAACAAUCAAAUACUUAAGGGUAGCCUUUUCGAUUCUAAUACUGAAAGAAGUACCGUGCAAAGAGAAGAAAACUUAGAAAUACGUCCCGAAUCGGUACCACAACCGAGAACUGUUAUUGAAUCUAUAACUCAAAUAUACCCCGAUCUUAUACCUUACCCCGACACGAAAGUAGAAAUAAGAAGUGAGAAAGUGAUAGAAGAAAGAUCUAUCCAAAAUGUGGCCACGGAUGUUUCGAAAAAUCUAGAAUAUUCUGUACCAAUCGUGACUGAUAGCUUUACUAACAUAUUUGCUGAUUUGCCACCUGAAUUUGAAAAACCAAAAGAAUCUAAAAAGAGUAAAAAUGUCAAUGCAUUAUUUGAUGAUGAUUCUGAUGAUGAAGCCUUAUUUUUUAAGAAAAAUGAUGUAAAUGAUGAACCGAACACAGAUUAUGGAAACGAAAGUUUUAGUAUAUUUCAUGAUGAACCACCAGCAAUUGAUGUAGAUUCCACAAGUAAUCUCCAAUCAAACAAAACUAUUGAGAGUGUGCCAGAUCCAUUCGAGGAUAUUAUUUCGGAAAGUAAUAUAUCUGAAACUCAAAAAAGCUAUAAAAUAAAUCCAGAUAAAGAUAUUCAAUUUACUUCUCCGAAUCAAAGUUUAGACAGUGAAAGUAAAAAAUAUUUAAAUUCAGAACCAUGUGAACAUGUUGAAAUUUUAAAUACUGACGACUUCGUACGCGGAGACAAACUUAAUGCAGCGAGGCAUACAACGGAGGAAUAUAAAACAAUUGGAAAGUUAAAAGCUGUUAAUCUAAAAAUUGAUGUAUCAACCCUAUUGCCUGGAGCCUCUCCAAAGAAAUCCAUACUUAGUGAAGAAACUGAUGGCUCAAAAGAUCAUUCGCCAGGGGAAAAUAUAACAGUAGGGAAAUUAAAGAGUUCAGAUUCAGAUCUAAAUAUUGAUGUGACAACAGCAGUAACUGAAGUUCCACAGGAUAAACCCAAACUUCGUACAGAAGAUUACGGAUCCAAUGAUACCUGGAAAUCAGUGAAUUUCGAUCAAGAUUCAGGCAUGCUGGACAAUAAAAUAUCUAAGGAUAGAGCAAAAAUUCAGGUGAAAAGACGACCAUCUACUCGAAAAGCCAGGAAAGAGGCGGUUAAAAAAGUAACUGACUUAGGCGGCAGCUUCGAUUCUACGGAUAACUCUAGUUCAAUAGAUGAUUCAUCUAAAAUAGAGGAUCUAAAAACUGCUGAACCUACAAAAUCCUAUGAAACUUCGUUGAAUGACCCUGAAAUAGAAAAUCAACCGAAAUCAAUUACGAAAAAAGUAGUUUAUAUUUUAAAUGAUGAAGAUCUAUUUUCUGAUGUAAAAGAAGAGAAUAAAGAAAAAAAUAUUUUCGGUGAUUCCGAUGACGAACUAUUUAAACCAACGAGUACGGCUAAUUAUAGGAACAGUGACAGCAAAAAAGUGCCCAAAGGGAAAUUAUUUGAAUCAGACAGUGAUGACGAUCUGUUUAGUAGUAAGAAAUAGUAUCUUUCUUCGGAUUGUGAGUUAUGGUAAAGUAAUCUUGCAUGGAACAUAUGUGCAGUGGUGAUAGCCGUAAAAUACUUAAACUUCAUUAUUCAGUGCUGUUUUAAAGGAUUAUUUUCCAUUUGAGUACUUGUAAUGUAUUUAACAGAAGUUGGUAGUAUCGAAUGUUACCAAGUCCAACAUCUUUAUUCAAAUUGCUUAAUUUAAAAUACUUUUUUAUCGUAAAACUUAUUUUUACCAUCAAUUUAGAAAGCUGCACAUUUGUUAGCUUGUCUUUUACAGGGUUAAAAAACAGUAUAGUCCCCUUCCCCUCUAAGUUGUAAGCACAGAUAGUGCUUCUAACAAAAUUACAAAGUGCUUUAAAGUAUAUGGUAGUCGAAUGGGUCGUAUAUAUCCAAAAUAAAACCAGCAUCGAUCGAAGAACCAAUGAAAAUAGUGCACACGACUUUUGCCAGUAGGUAUCUGUUACUCAACUACUUACGAUUGGAGAUUAUUUAAGUUAAUUGUAAAUAUUAAUUUAACUACUGUUUUUUAGUAUAUGAAAAUUUUACAUUCCAUAUUUUAUAUAAAAAUAUAUUAUUUUAUUGUAAUUUACGAUAAAACUAAGGUUCUAUUAAGCUUUAAAAUCUUAUUAAAUUCACUCCUCCCUGUCCCAAACCAAAAAACGUCAUCAAUAGUAUUGUGGUGUAAACUUAUUUCGUUUAAUUGUCGUUUAGCAAUGGCCGACCCGUGUACGUUUUACUAGUGGCCUUAUCAGUUUUUAAAUAUUUACGCGGUUGUGUGUCGUUCUCACUUACAAAAAUGGUACUAGGUAUAGGAAGAAAUUGAGUAAUCUUACAUUUACAACACUACAUUUACACUUACAACAUUAGGGUAUUUUAAUGGAAUAGAAUAAUUAAAUUAAGGAGAAAUGUGAUCUAACACUCCUUUUUUGGAAAUGUUUUUUUUCUGUAUUUUGAGUUUUUUUCCCCUCUGUAACGUGAUGUCUCAGGGUAUGGGAAUUACUGGAACAAUAUGAUAAAUUUGGAUGAAGGCUAAGGGUGGCACCAAAGUUCCCGUUAAUGUUAACCGUUAAGGUUAUCUCUGAUAAUAAUGUUAACGAGCGUUAGUUCACAUCGACGAAUUUCGAUACCCCUAUUUUGUUUGUACGUGGAAGGUAGCAUAGACUCCUUAAGGAACGCAUUAGAGCGGCGCUGCGCAGCGCUGCACUACACGGCGCUAAGCGUCAUAAUAUUAUUUCAACCAUUUUGUAUGGAGCAUGUCGCACUACAGCGGUGCUGCAAUGCGCGUCGCGGCAUACUUGGCUUCGAGAAAAUAUUUUGACGCGCAGUGCAGCGUCGCUCAAUGCGACACAGCAACAUACUGUUAAUUGCUAAGUUUAUAGAAUUUUGUCUUAUAAUUUAAUACAUUUUUAUAACUAAGUAAAAAUAAUUUAAUUAUUUUAUUUAGUACUUUAAAUUAAUUUAUUUUAUUUUAUUCAUAUAUAUUGGAUGCAUACCCUCACAAACUAAUUUAUUUUGUAUACCAUAACCAUUGUAAAAUACUCUAUUGAUUGAAAAGAGUGGCUGUUGUGUUUCUUGUAUGUUCUUUUCAAGAGCUCUACUUUUUCCGUACAUUAUGGUAGAUUCAGUGAUUUAAAAUAAAAAUAUUUAUAGUGACGAUUGAAGCCUAAUUGAAUAAAGUUUAAGUAUUUGGCUUUGACAUCCCACUUUUUUUCUCUUCCAUAAUUGAUUCAUCUUCUGCACACAAUAAAGAAAUAAUAACCAAAUCCUCGUCACUAUCGCUCAUCUUGUAAUGUUGCACGCACGCGAACUGUUAUAGAAAUGACGCGAGCUGCCGCUUACUGCAGUUGUAAUGCGAUAGGUACGCGACGUAAUGCGACGCGCUGCGCAGCGGCGCGCGCUCUACUGCGUUUCCGCCUUUAGUAUUGACAAAUCAAGUAUGUAGUAUAUAUUGUAACUCUACCAGGUAGGUACCAUGUCAACGUACUAUAGGUAUAAUAUGUUUUAGUGAAAAUAUAUAUACUACCCGCUUACAUUAUCUCUGGACCUGACAUCGAUGACGUCACAUCGCCGCAUUGUCACGGUAUGCAAUGCAAGCAUCACUAGAGUAUUGUUUGUUAAUAACUAAUAACCUAUAUUUUUUUUUCUGAAUUAUUGAUUGAUGUGUAGAUGUUGUGUGAUGCUGAUUAUAAUUAUAAUAUUGAUGAAAAAUCAGUGAAAGAAUCUGGGUUAAGUACAAAUAGUAUUUUCUUUUCUGAUUGAACUAUAUUAGCGACACAGAAUAACAUAAACUACAGAUACAUACAAACCGUACUGAUGCAACAGGACGAGCGCGAGGGGUGAAAGGGGAACGGGAGGGGACUUCACGGUCCGGUGACGUCCAGAGAUAAUGUUGCCGUGUAGUAGAUAUUAAUUUGUUCCGAAUCAAUCAUAGAUGCUUCUCACGACACGCCACAAAUCUGGAUAUCAUCCCCUCCAUACAGAUAUGCGUCGUUCCUCUACAGUGCGAUUUUCAAGAAACUUUCUUACACAUACUUACAACCAAACAUUGGACUCGCCUUGUGCAGUGUUUCCAGAUCAAUACGGCAUAAGCACAAUACAGUAAUAGAAUAGUACUUUAACUUCAUACUAGAGCGCCCGAAUCGACGCACGCACACAUACACACCAUUUACACAGCUGCUAAGUAAUCUUGGAAAGACUAAACUAUUGAGUGCAUCGACGUACGCCGCCGAGACUGGUCGCUGUCCGAGUUAAAUUAGCUGCGACGCGCCGUCCGCAUCGUCAAUAUUUUUGUAUGUACCAACCCUUAAUACCUGCAUUGUGACAUAAGUACCUUCAAAAAAAAAAGCGCGUAAACUUUUCUAAAAGCCGUCAACGCUCCUGUGAUUCCUAUGGCGUUGCUUGAAAAUGUAGGCAGCAAUCAUUACGUUUUAUCCUCUCCAUGCGUGAAAAAAUUUUGGCCUUGGGUCGCUCGGAAAUGACUUGUCAUUAUUUCUUGUUAUUCAAUUUGAAUUCUAUUUAAAUGUUACAAUUGUAUAAUAUUUUUAUCUUAUGAAAUAUUAGGUGCAUGUCGUUUAAGCAAAGUUUUAUGUAUUUUGUCUGUAUUUAUUACGAUAUUUUAUUGUUAAUAUAUGAAUAUUUUAAUAU